Messenger RNA from Lodderomyces jiufengensis, 486 nucleotides. It is a transcript of the gene TPM2, whose product is annotated as tropomyosin. Lineage: Eukaryota; Fungi; Ascomycota; Pichiomycetes; Serinales; Debaryomycetaceae. The transcript has 2 exons. Bases 1 to 486 code for a protein of 161 amino acids. The record is from RefSeq and is a predicted model, not a curated record.
AUGGAUAAAUUAAAAGAAAAAAUUAAUAAUUUAAAAUUAGAUGCUGAAAAAUGGCAAGAAAAAUCAGAUGAAUUAUCAGAUAAAAUUAAAGAAUUAGAACAAGAAAAUUUAGAAAAAGAUAAUCAAAUUCAAUCAUUAACAAGAAAAAAUCAAGUAUUAGAAGAAGAAGUUGAAAAAUUAGAAAAUUCAGUAAAAGAUUUAAAAUUGACAAGUGAUGAAUCUCAUUCUUUAAAAACUUCAAAUGAUAAUUAUACUAAAAAAAAUCAAAUAUUAGAAGAAGAAUUAGAAGAAAGUGAUAAAAAUUUAAAAUUAACUAAUGAAAAAUUAAGAGAAACUGAUAUAAAAGCUGAACAAUUAGAAAGAAAAGUUACAAGUUUAGAAAGUGAAAAAGAAGAUAUUGAAAAAAAAUAUGAAGAAUUAACUGAAUCUUAUAAUAAUGUUAAAUCUGAAUUAGAUGAAAUUAGUCAACAAUUAGAAGCUAUUUAA